AUGGGAGUUCACGGUUAUUAAAUAUUUUGUUUGUUAUCCUCUUACUUUUUGUAUUAAACUAUCUACCUAUGGCUGGUGAGUAAACUUGCAUGAUCUAACAAAAAUAAUAUCCCUUUCGUUGCCAGAUUUGCAGCGCUUUCGCAAUGAAUGCGUAGCUGCCCAUAAUUUUUACCGCGCGGCUCACGGAACACCGCCUUUAUGCUGGUCUACAAGACUCGCUGAGAGCGCGCAAGCAUGGGCCGAGCAGCUCGCCAGUACCACCGGAUCGUUGCGAUACAGUUCCGCCAAGGAUGUUGGAGAGAAUCUCACUCUACUAUGGGGCUCGGAGCUUAACGGCCAGAAAAUAACACGGAUUUGGUAUGAAGAAGGAAAGCACUUUGAUUAUAAAAAACCGCGCGUGAAUUCACGAACGCGCUCAUUUUGUCAGGUGGUAUGGGAGGGAACGCGCGAGUUAGGCGCGGGUGCGGCUAUCACCAAACAUGGAAAACAGAUCGUCGUAGCAAGGUACUUUCCACCAAUGAACAAGAAAAAUGUCGCGAGGAACGUAAAAAAAGCGAAGAGCACACGAGAGAACGAGCAGCCGCUGACGUUUGACACGCGCUGGAGCAGCCUUUAUGUCGGUAAGAACAUUACUAUUCUCUACAAUAUCGACCGCCGCGUUUUCACUUAAUUUGCAUUUUUUGUUCACGGGUUUGUCUGUAUGAAAUAAAUAUAAAUAUUUGAAAGACACGUUUUUGUUUGCUUAGGAGUUGAAAAAUCAAGAGUACUUCAUCUACAAUUGUCUUUAAAUUCAUUAUUUUUAUUAAGAUCUUUAAGUCCAUUCGAUGUAGAAAUUUGAUGUGUAAUACGUGUGCAUUUUAUUGAUAUGCUCGACGGUGAAUUAUUGUCAACAGAAUUCAUAAGAAAUGCAGUUUUUCUCUAUGAACUGAAAGGUCACGCGUAAAUAUUAAAUCGCUUUUCACAUGCAACGUCUAAGCGAAAUUCUAGGCCGUGAACUUAAUCAAAACUGCUAAAUCAAUGGGAGGAUCAUAUUUUUAUUUAAAUCAACGCAAAACUAAUGUAGGCUACCAAACAUUGUGUUAAUUUUGACAGUUAUAAACGCGAUUUGGUCGAUUCCCUUUAAAAUUGGUUUAUUAUGACGAACAAUUUAUCAACUUUCUUGGCCACAGUAUGCAUCAGUAAAUAUUCCGCAUGCGAUAAAUAGAAGACUAGAAGACCUUUUUUAAAAAAGCGGCCUUUCUCGAGCGAAAGACGUUUCAUUUUCAUUACCUUUAUUUUCGGGAGAUGUUAGACAAGUUACUUUGAUUUUCAAACUCUGAAUAAAUCCAUUAUAAUAUUCAUGCAAUGUUUGACUCGGAUUUUUUUAAAAAAUUUUUCCGUGUUGUUCCUUCAAGUCGUUCGUUUUUUACAGGUUAAUGGGUACUAGGGAGUCAAGGAAGCUUUCUUUUUUAUUUCCCUUUGUUUUCAAUGAUUGUUGUUUUUAACAGUUUCACGAAAUAGUGGAAUUUACAUUUUUUUUAGCUUGUGUUUCAAGAAUCCGAAGAAUCAGAUGAGUUCAUUUUUUGUUAUCGACAAAGAAAGACUUGUAGUCAAGUAUUGUGUUCACGGCUCGGGUUCUCUAUUAUGGUUCACUGAUUGUGGACCACGGUAAACCUGUUAUCUGGUUUUGGUCAAACACCUGUUGAGCAUCUUGACAAAGAUAUUUUUCUUCUUUGUUUCUGUCUUUUUUAUCUUCUUCUUUUUAUUUCCGGUUCGAAUAGAACUAUUAAGUAAAGGUGGAUCGAAACGAUAGGACACAACAGAAUUGUUGUUCUUUGCGGAUUAUCUUACAAUAAAAUCUGAGAUAAUUGUUAUUUCGGUACANAGUUCAUUUUUUGUUAUCGACAAAGAAAGACUUGUAGUCAAGUAUUGUGUUCACGGCUCGGGUUCUCUAUUAUGGUUCACUGAUUGUGGACCACGGUAAACCUGUUAUCUGGUUUUGGUCAAACACCUGUUGAGCAUCUUGACAAAGAUAUUUUUCUUCUUUGUUUCUUUCUUUUUUCUCUUCUUCUUUUUAUUUCCGGUUCGAAUAGAACUAUUAAGUAAAGGUGGAUCGAAAGGAUAGGACACAACAGAAUUGUUGUUCUUUGCGGAUUAUCUUACAAUAAAAUCUGAGAUAAUUGUUAUUUCGGUACAAUUUUACCCAUGUAAAUUAAACCCAAGCCAAGUUAUUUAAUGCAUUUUGCAUGCAAAUGCAUAUUAAACGCCGACGCCACUAUUUGUUAACUGAUAUUGUUUUUUGUCGUUGUUGUCGUCGUCGUUUUUUUCAUUCACCAGUAAAACUUUUUUGGCUUCAUUAAAAGAAAUCGCUGUUAACUUAGUGUGUUAACUUAAGUCUGAUUGAUUUCGUGAAAGUAGACCGGCUUUGUCUAAUUGAAUGCCUGAAUUUAUGAUGCUUUGACUUUAACUUUAACUUUAAUCAAGUUCCAAAUUACAAUAUCAGUAAAAUACUAAAUACUAAUAAUCUAGGGUAAGCUUAAAACAGAAUAUAAGAUUCCUUAGAAAAUAAGCCAUCCGAUGUCUUUUGACAAAAAAACCCUCUGAAUUUAAGCAAGACGUUUUGGUUCCACUACUUCAGAUCAAAACGUAACGGUUUUCCUCUAAGUUACGAGAAAUUAAGUUGAGUCAAAUCUGAACGAUUCACUCGAGUGUACCCUCCCGGGACGCAACGCCAACAAAGGGUUUAGCCAUUAUUAAUUCAUUAGAUUUUAACAAUUCCUGUUUGUAGGUCAGUCUUAAUUUUUAUGCGCGUGUUGCAGUAUAAAUAAGGAUAAGCACUGGUUCAUUUCCGUCUUUUUUGUCGGGUGUAUGGCAUAGUAACAGCAUAAGGUACCUUAAUUAUAAAAGUCAAAGUACCAAGCGAUGCAUGGCUUAAUAAGUAUUACUGGAAUUUGAGUUAAAAUCAUGCGUAAAUUUCAUCUGAAGUACUAAAUUAUUAAAUUCCUUGUUCUUUUGUUGUGGACUAUGAAGCAAAGUCUAGUUGUGUUAAGGCUCUUUCUUCCGAAUCGACUUGCCUUUUGCAGAGGCGGAUUCAGAUUUUCAAGUAUGUGAGGGGCCCGCUCAUCCAUUCUUUAAAAUACGAUGGAGGCCCGGCCUCGAAAAUAGUCUUUUCGGCCUUGAGGGGCUCAGUUUAGCCGUGGGGUCUAGGGGCCCCUACGGGCCCCUACGGGCUUCUCCCCCAGAUCCACUCCGCUUUUGUCAAUCAUUUCUGGAAUUAAUAGCAGGUACGUUGUGGUUAGUUGUUGGUUUGGUUUUAUUAUUUUUUUCCUUUGUGGGAACAAAAGGACACUGAAAACCAUCUCGACAAGCAAACGACAGCAUUAACAUAAACUCUGCGCUAGUAACAUAUUUUUUCUUUGCUCAGUGUCCGUGUGAAGCAUAUCUCGAUAUUUUUAUUUUGCAGGACUUCAAGUAUUGUGUUCACGGCUCGGGUUCUCUAUUAUGGUUCACUGAUUGUGGACCACGGUAAACCUGUUAUCUGGUUUUGGUCAAACACCUGUUGAGCAUCUUGACAAAGAUAUUUUUCUUCUUUGUUUCUGUCUUUUUUAUCUUCUUCUUUUUAUUUCCGGUUCGAAUAGAACUAUUAAGUAAAGGUGGAUCGAAACGAUAGGACACAACAGAAUUGUUGUUCUUUGCGGAUUAUCUUACAAUAAAAUCUGAGAUAAUUGUUAUUUCGGUACAAUUUUACCCAUGUAAAUUAAACCCAAGCCAAGUUAUCUAAUGCAUAUGCAUGCAAAUGCAUAUUAAACGCCGACGCCACUAUUUGUUAACUGAUAUUGUUUUGUUGUCGUUGUUGUCGUCGUCGUUUUUUCUCAUUCAGCGGUAAAACUUUUUUGGCUUCAUUAAAAGAAGUCGCUGUUAACUUAGUGUGUUAACUUAAGUCUGAUUGAUUUCGUGAAAGUAGACCGGCUUUGUCUAACUGAAUGCCUGAAUUUAUGAUGCUUUGACUUUAACUUUAAUCAAGUUCCAGAUUACAAUAUCAGUAAAAUACUAAAUACUAAUAAUCUAGGGUAAGCUUAAAACAGAAUAUAAGAUUCCUUAGAAAAUAAGCCAUCCGAUGUCUUUUGACAAAAAAAACCUCUGAAUUUAAGCAAGACGUUUUGGUUCCACUAGUUUAGAUCAGAACGUAACGGUUUUCCUCUAAGUUACGAGAAAUUAAGUUGAGUCAAAUCUGAACGAUUCACUCGAGUGUACCCUCCCGGAACGCAACGCCAACAAAGGGUUUAGCCAUUAUUAAUUCAUUAGAUUUUAACAAUUCCUGUUUGUAGUUCAGUCUUAACUUUUAUGCGCGUGUUGCAGUAUAAAUAAGGGUAAGCACAGGUGAAUUUCCUUUUUUUGUGUAUGGCAUAGUAACAACAUAAGGUGCCUCAAUUAUAAAAGUCAAAGUACCAAGCGAUGCAUGGUUUAAUAAGUAUUACUGGAAUUUGAGUUAAAAUCAUGCUUAAAUUCCCUCUGAAGUAAUAAAUUAUUAAAUUCCUUGUUCUUUUAAUUUGUUGUGGACUUUGAAGUCCAGUCUAGUUGUGUUAAGGCUCUUUCUUCCGAAUCGACUUGCCUUUUGCAGAGGCGGAUUCAGAUCUUCUAGUAUGUGAGGGGCCCGCUCAUCCAUUCUUUAAAAUACGAUGGAGGCCCAGUCUAGAAAAUAGUUUUUUCGACCUUAAGGGACUCAGUUUAGCCGUGGGGUCUAGAGGCCCCUCCGGGCUUCUCCCCCAGAUCCACCCCACUUCUGUCAAUCAGUUCUGGAAUUAAUAGCAGGUACGUUGUGGUUAAUUGUUGGUUUGGUUUUAUUUUUUUCCCUUCGUGGGAACAAAAGGACACUGAAAACCAUCUCGAUAAGCAAACGACAGCAUUAACAUAAAAUCUGCGCAGAAACUCAUAAGGGGUUGAACAACCCCUUAUGGGUUUCUGCUCUGCGCUAGUAACAUAUUUUUUCUUUGCUCAGUGUCCGUGUGAAGCACAUCUCGAUAUUUUCAUUUUGCAGGACUUAAAGAAUUCCAUGAAGAAUGCUUGUCUGCUCACAAUGAGUACAGAAUCCGACAUGGUGCGGCUCCUCUACACUGGUCAGCGGAGUUGGCUUGGGAAGCGCAGCAAUGGGCUGAAAAUUUAGCGCAAACGGGCGAACUCCGACACAAUGAAGACGACACGGUUGGCGAGAAUUUAGCGGGAAUGGUAGGCGGUGAGUUGUCCGGGCGGGAAGCCGUUGAUAUGUGGUAUGAAGAAAUAGAAAGUUACGACUUUGAGAGUCCUGGAUACAGUGAAGACACUUCAAAUUUCACACAGGUGGGGAUUAUUCAUGAUGUAUUCAUGAGUUUGAUUUAUCUUCGAUACCCAAUAUUCAGCAACACUUACGUGUCGGGGGUAGCGUAGGAGCUGUUCGUAAGGUCUCUCCUAAUUGGUCGCAUGAAACAAUGAAAUGUCAUUCUUCCAAUUGUUUUAGUGUUGUUUGGGGUCAGGGAAACGCACCAUUGGUGCCCCAUGUCAGACCUGAUCGACCGUCUGCGGAUGAACUAUGCAAUGUCGCCAGUGCCUUGCGCAUGCGAACAGUUAUCCAGUCGCAGCCAUGACUAUAUGCAGUUUGGCACACCCCUGGGGAAAUUGAAUGCACUUUUUACGAAUUCAGUGGGCUAUUGAAAGAAAACUAGUACUCAAUGCUGGCUUUACCAAACGUUUGUGUAGUUUGUUCUUAUAACCGAAGAACGCAUUACCCCAAUCCAACUCGAACUUUAAAGCGAAAUUGACUGGAAAUUUUAAGUCAUUUUCUCUUUGCUAGGUUGUUUGGGUCGCUUCAGAGAACCUCGGAGUUGGAAGGGCCAUUGAUGGAGAGCUCUGUGUUGUGGUAGCCUUUUAUGAACCUCCAGGAAACAUGGAAAGAUAUUUCGGUGAUAAUGUCCUUCGCUUGGGAUCAAACGUGAGAGAGAGAAAGAGUAAAGAACCAAAAGGCUUUAUUCCACCUCCCCCUGGUAAGUAAAGCCGGAAUCAGUUUAAAUCAGGAGAGAAUGCGCAGCGUGUUUCUAAACGGCGCUUAAUUACCGUUGUAAAAGUUAAUGACUUGUUCAGUCCUCUUAACAAUAGACAACAAAAGGUAGAAAAAGAGUUCUUCCCUGUUUGUGUUGAGGUUUUUUGUAAGGAAACAAGGUUGAAAUAAAGCAAGUCGCGCAGUGGAGUUAUUUGUUUUUCUCCCUCGGUUGAAGUUCGUCUUCCAUUUUCGUCGAUGUCACGCCUCAAAAUAUGACUAACUUGUUUCCUCCUUUUUUGCUAAAUAGAUCUAGAAGGGUUCCGUUUAGAAUGCCUUGUGACACACAACUAUUUCAGGGCUCGUCACGGCUCUCCACCGCUUGUCCUCAACAGUACCCUAACAGAUGAGGCCCAAUACUGGGCCGAGCGCCUUCUCGUGACGGGUGCCUCGGAGGGCGUGGAUAACUCUCGGAUUGGUAUAAGUGUGGCAGUCCUCGAAAAUAAGCAUAUUAGUGGAAUUAAGGUAAAACUGAAGUCUUAUAUGUGAGUAGCGUAUCUCACGUUCUUUAUGAUAAUUUGCAAUUGUACGCCUAGUCAUAAGCCUGAAAUAAGAACAUCUUAUACUAACAUCUUUUUUAUUCCUGGCCCUUCUCAGCCAUUCUUAGCCUCAGUACAAAACGAUAGAAACAAUUUGUUGCUGAUGCGUUCAUGUAAAAUUUAAAAAUAAAAAGGACUUAUUGAAAGUGAUAUUUCUUAAAUUCAAUCCACAAUUUUAAGCAUUUAGUUUGAUAGUAUCAAAAUAAGUUCUUUUCAUUCAUCACCAGGUGUCCGAGCUGUGGUACAAGCAAAUCUUGAGUUACGACUUCAACAGCCCAGGCUUCAGUACAGAAACUCUUGACUUCAGCCAGCUGGUCUGGCUUAGCACUCGCAAGCUGGGUGUGGGUAAAGCUACUGGAGCAGAGGGCGUGACUGUAGUGGUAGCGAGGUAUGAACCCGUUGGCAACAUAGAUGGUCUGUUCGUGCAGAAUGUCAAACGAAGAGGGCACGAGAGAGGCAGCACUGAGCCUAUGGUAUUCCACGUAGAUUACAAAUAUCGCAUACGAACUGACAGCAAGUCUUCCAACAGCUUUUUGAGCUGGGAACAUGAAGGUAAGUUAUCUUUUUUGCCUGCUCUUUGUUUUCUGUAGUACUUGAAGCGGAUGAAAUGCAGAGAAGACCAAGUUCUCUAAUUACUAGUCCCAAAUGCAUAUUCUCUUAGAAAAGAGAUGUAUCGCGAUCAGCGAGCUAAGACGACCUUUUUCAGUGGGUGCUGUUUGAUAUCUGUUUUGCAACUACAAUCAUGGACAAAAGUCUUGGGACACUUUUGGGUUUCUGGGGCGUUUUCCAAUUCACACAGGACCAACCCCUCCCCUCACCCCACAAACAACGUUGGACGCGUGUAUCCAGAAUUUUUUCCGGGUAGGGAGAACUGCAAGAAAAUUUCGAAAAGGAUGCACUGCUUUAAGAGGGAAGCGAGAAAUGACAGAAAAAAAUGAAUGUUGCAGUACUGUCCCAAGGACUUUUGUCCAGGAUUGUAGCAAGAACUCAUCAGAAAAACUCUUUGGGUUUCUGGUCCUUUCAUAUUUAGUCUAUAGAAUCCAGUUCCAUAAGUCUACUUGUAUUCUGCUCUUGUUCAACUAUUGAGCCCCUUUAUAGUCGAUGAGGACAUCACUCUGGUACUUCGUUAUAUUUUGCUCCUAUUGGUAGAGCACUCGGGCUGGCCCAUCAAAUAUCACAAUCCACACAAUAGACAAACGGCUCCAAGAGAUCUUACCAGUGCUCAAUUCAAUAAAACUUUUACAAGCGUAAUUUACAAGUGUGGCUUUUGGAUUUGGACCCCAAAAACAAUUGCUACACUUGUAAUUUACAUUUUUGAAAGUUUAAUCUGAACUGGCCCCGAGUAUAUACCUUUGUGUGAAAUACAACAAACAACCUACGAAUCUCUGCCUCCCUUAUUUUCCUCAGACGCACCGACGUGGGAAAGAGGCGGUGACUUCACAAAAUCCAGGUAAGAAACACGUGGCGUGAGUAAUUAACACAUCACUCAGAGUACUCACUUAAAGGCAUUACGCAAUUCCUCUAGUUUAUAUCACAUUUACGAUUGAUUUCAGUUUUUAUCAAUACUAUCACCAGAAAAUGUCAGUUCUUUAUUAAGGGUGUAUACAACUGCUGUGAAAAAUUCAAUGUUUAGACACGUAGUAAAUGUGUGCUGGUAUCUAGAAUACUGUUUAAUGCUAGUGUUUUGUUUCUUUUGUAUGACUUCUCUUGUUUGUCAUUUUUGCAGUCCAGCAAUUUCUCCGUAAACCUUAUUUCGAAGUGUAUCUUUAUUCCGGCACCAAAAAUCCCAUGACUUUUUAAACUGAUAAAAGAAUUGUUCUGAUGAUUUUUUGUGAAUCUCUGGACCUUUCCAGCGUUCCCUUAUAGCCUGAACCAUUAAGUCUCUUUGAACAUAUGCUGGGCAAGACAAUGAAUUGUUGUGUGUAUAUGUUCCCCUUUACAAUUUGCGUACCGCAAAAAAAAAAUUUAGAGAAUCAUAAACUACAAAAAAUUGCCGCCAAAUUCCCAGCACCGAUUUGAUGAGCAGCUGUAAUCUUUCAGAAAUUAAACAAAAAGUAGCAUUUCAAUCUUAAGAGCUCCAAAAUGGUUAACAUAUUGAUUUGUAUCGCCACUUUAGUUGCCAAGUACCUCACAGGAAUGGACUUAGCCGCGCAAAGUUUCUGUUAAACCGUUUAUUAGAAGACUUGGACCGGUGUCGUAACAGCUGUUCCCUUUCCCCUCCCCUCAGUACGGCCGCCAGUUUAAGUUGGAGGUAUGAUCGACUCGCUAUCAAAUUUUCGGCGCUUCUGAGUUCGUUGACUUGAGAGCAAAAGUAGAUGCAGAAUUCAGUUGUCCUCCUACCCCUCCCUUGACCCAACGUUAACAUCAACUUCUUACUUAGGACAAAAUGAUGGGUUAGGGGAGGCGUAGGCAGACACCCCCUUAGAAUCGUCACCGACGACUGAUUCGUGUACAUUGGUUGUAUUCUUUAAUCUGGCAUCACUCUUAAAAAGAGUGAAGUUUUGAGUCAGGGAGCGGGGCAUGUUGGGAGGUGUUGAAGAGUCUAAUCUGCUUCGUACUCAAACAGGCAUCGCGCAAAGCCUGCGUGUAGCCUUCCCAUACUCCGUUAGGUGCCCGGGUUCAAGGCGGGAGAGGAGGAGUAAGACUGUUUUGAUUAACAUAACUAUGCGUAAAACAUUCGACUUGAUGUUUUCUACUUUUUGUCAUUUCUUUCAUGUUCAAAAAUGGUGCCGACUGUUUCUCGAGGGCAGGUGGUAUUAUGAUCAGUGUCCAGGGCUUUCUAACUUUAUUCUUUCAUAGACUAUGAAGAUUAGUACUACCUAUCUUUAUCAUUCCAUUCUCUGAUAAAAUUAUCAAUUUCCUUCCCGAGAACUGUUCUAACUUUGACUUUGUAGGAAAUGCAAUAAUAAUUUCAAGAUGAAAAAUGGGGACCCCGAGCUCCUUUUUAAGCUGUUGAAAGGAAAUGAAAUUAAGAGUCGUUGUUUCUUUGGGAAUUGUACUUAAAAUGUUGGGGCAUAUAGGUAUUUAACUGAAUUGCUAGUUUUGCUGUUAAAAGUUCUUAUAUAUGAUAGUAACCUAUCAAAGUGUAAACGUUUAACCAUCAACUUGUAUCGGUAGUUCUGACUGCUAUGUGAAGAACAUUCGUGUUUCGGACUGUACUCAAAAUUAGUAACUGCCAAAUUUAUGGGACCAGUUAUUCGCAAGAAUAAAAAUGCGGUAACAAAUUAGAGUUACGGUUUAUAUAUAUCGUGAACAGAAAUGAAUUUCUUAAAUACAACCAAACUAAUUUUUUCAUGUUGAACCAUUCUGUCGCCGAUAUUUUCCUUAUGGGUUUUAGUCUAUUUUAGACAAACACUCUUGCUCUCUUGUAAACGUACUCUGACAAAGCGUACUUUAAAUUUUAUGAAUUUUUAUAAAACAGCUACGCCGCAUUUGGAAUUCUAACUCUUUUCCAUUCUUUCCUUUCUGAAAAUCACUGAUUUAACUUCUUAAAUCACUCUAAUCCUCUUUUCAAAAACCUCGAUGUAAUCUUGGGAUCAUCAUACGUUUCUGGGAAACUGCCCACCUACCCCUCCCCUAAGCCAACAUUUUGCCCUAAGUGAGAAGUAAGUGUUAAUGUUGGCUGAGGGGAGGGGUAGGUGGGCAGUUUCCCAGAAACGUAUUGGCAAAUUGGUGGCGAAUGAGGCGAUGGGAAGGGAUCGGUUUGGUUCAGAUUGUAACACGCACUGAAGAAAACUCACGUUUCUUAACUUUUUCAAGUUUUUCAAGCUUUUCACAUGAGAUACCGUCUCUUUGCUUUUUGUGGGAACUCAAAUAACAGCUGACAUUUUUCGUUUUAAUUUUGACUUAGAUCGAAAGGGUAUGUUACUGAUGGUUCAUAACCAGUUUACCUGACGUUUUCUGUCAUUGAUAAUAAUUCAAUGUUUUUCACCACAGGACAGCUUUCGUUACGUUUUCACACGGCCGUUCGGUCACUGGUUCUGUAACGGCUUUGUCAUGACUGUCUAAUAUUAGCGCUAAAUUCCACUUUAUGUGACGUAGGCGUGUAAAUACUUUUUGCACUUACGUUUUUCCUCAGUCACUUUGAACUUACUCUCGUUCAAGUGGAUCCAUUCGUUUCCCAACUCAUCGCCCAUAAAAAAAAAAUUAACCUCUAACGAUAAUUAUUGCUCAUAUUGCCCAGAAUUAAAUACUUUUGAACCAUGUUUGACAAACUUGCAUGAUUUAACUUUUGUACGUCACUCAUCAUUUCCUAAACGUAAUUUAUGCUGUUGCACGUUGUAGGACCACCUACCGGUUGACUUUUUAAACGCUAAAAAACAUUUCUUGACAAUACAUUUAGCUAACAACCGGUUUUAAACUUAAAAACCUUAAAGAAAAAUUUUCAAUCAUAUUCUGGUACGCACAUAUUGAUAAAUGUACCAGUUUUUUGCUUCUUAGUUAUUAGCAGGUCAACGAGUCACUUUUCAUAGUUUUAAAGAUUUAUGAGCUUCGAGAAAACUCUCCUGGCAUGGGGAUGUCCUUUUUUCUAAAAGAUCUUCCUAGCCGCGGAUUCGUAUUUCCAAAUUAUUAAAUAGAUGAACGUCCAUUUUGGUUUUCCACUACUUUAUCAUCAAUUUUACUUUCCCUUAAAAACAUGUCUCUGCAUUUAAUCCGUUUUGGGAAAUAAUUUCUCUUCUUCUUCGUUGAUAAGGCCGUAGCAGUCGUCUCGGAAAGAGAUAUAUUUCUUCCAUUAAGUUAAAUUUAAAAAAGUGCUUCGUAGGCUGUGGUCGAGUCUUUUUGCAUAAAUCUGAUCGAGCUGCACGGAUUAAUGGAGAGUGUUUUUCUUGACUCUGAAAGGUGUUAAACGAACUAAAAAGCGUCAAACAACCAGUAACUUAUUUUCACUUUCUUACGCAGUGACUUCGACCACUUAGAUGUAAACAAGAAUAUGGUACAAACGGCUGACAAACAGGAGCCUACCAAUACCCUGGCUGUAACAGACGCCUUCACUCGGUUGGUCUGGAUAGACCCCCACAGUCCUACUCUUCAAAGGAAAGGAGUUGCAGAUGGAGCGAUUCGUGGUGUUGAUGAUGAUGAGGAGGAGGAGGAGGAAGAAGAAGAUGACGACAAAAUAAAAGCGGAUGAAGACGUCGAAGAUGAAAAUGAAAUGGUAGAGGAACAGGAUGAUGAAUACGAAAUGGAGGACGAACAAGACCAGGAAGACGCGAGGACAGCGUUUGAAGAAGAAAAUAGAGUUCAAACUGAAGGUUGGUGUUAUUGUAAGAAUUAUUCAGGUUACAAUAAAAAGACCAUUGUGGCGGUAAACGUGGAAGGUAAACUUCACUCCCUGAACUUAGGUUUGUCUUUGUGACUUACUUUGUUGCAAUUUUUGACGGGUUUGUGGCUUAGGUUGUUUCCACAUGACGCCGAUUAAUACAACUGGGAAUGAUAUAUAAUUUUCCCCCAACCGAUCCUGCACUGUAACUAAACGGCACCAAACCACAAACUCGUUGAAAAAGUCCUCUUUGUUAUUUGUUGGCUUGGACCUAUACAAUUAGCCAUUUAGAAUUCAAUUUAUUAUCGUAUAUGCCAAAGUUAGUAAACACAAUAAAAUAAUCUCGAGGAAUUUAUUUUUUCUUUCACAUACUAAUCUUCCUGCUUGGUGAUAUGUGAAUUUUUUAAUAUGAAAAAACCCUUCUUGCAGUUUCUGUUGCUUUAUGUGGCCCUUGAUAUUUUAUUGCACUCUUUGUGAACUCUUCGACAUGUUAAGGUGUCCUUCGUUUAACUGCGGCAGGAUUAGCUCAGUCACUAGAGCGCUUGACUGCAGAGCGAGAGAUCUCAGGUUCGAUUGCCGGAGCCGGACCAAUACACAGGGUCUUCAAAUAACAAAGAAAUGAAGGUACCCCCUUUGCACGGCAAGUGCUAGACCUUCGCGUGGCUCGGAUGACCACGUAAAAUGGCGAUCCCGUCUCCUUUUGGAAAAGUAAAAAUAGUGUCCCCAGUUAGUACUUUCGUGCUAAAUACAUUGACAGACAAGUAAAGUCCAUUUUUUCGUGUAACUGCUGUCAGUGUUUGAAUAACCUGAUAUUAUAAUUCCUGCAUUCUUUUCAGAGGAACCGUCAGUGUAUCAGGAAGAAGCUGAAUUGGAGGAGGCUGAUCUAUUUUCUGAUCCAGAAGAUGAUCUCUACCAACAUGUUUGCGAAAUACGACGCUCUCUCUCUCUAGACUCAGAGGGAACAGAGCCAGAAGCGCAGAAAGGAAACGUGCUGUCCAAGGUAGCUUUCUUUGAAACUUUCCAGCGAAGUUUUGAAACGCAGUCGCUAUCAAAUUCAGAGUCGUCAUUUAGAAGAAGCCUCAUUCAAGACGAGCUGGAGGAGUUGGCAUCUCGUCCGAGAUUGCAGGCAUCUCACGAAGAACAUGAACAAGCACAGAUGGAGCACGAGGAGGAGCCAGAAUGCCAGUUAGAAUUUGAUGACAUCUUUCCCGCUCACCGCGAAGAAGACGAGAUUGAAAUACAUGUGGACGAGCAUAUGCACGAUGAGGCUGGCGAAGGAGAUGAUGAAAGUCUAGUUAGUGUAUCGGAUACAGAAGACGUGUUAGAUUCUACUGAUUAUGACAUUAGAAACGUAGGCGCACAGGAUUAUGAACUUGAAAACAAGCUUUACUUGACUCAUGAAUUUAUAGAGGAAGAACCGUCGACUUUAGAGAUUUUCGACUUUUCCGACGAGGAAGCCUCACAUCAGUAUGCUGAUCUGACAGAACAACCACUUUCAUCAACAAAAUCUGUUGUGGCAACAACGAAAACCGGUACUGAAUUUCAAAAAAAAGAAUCUUGGAAAUUAAGAAAAGAAGAAACACCAUAUUCGAAGGAAGACACUCCAGAGAACUACAGUAAAGAAUCGUUUCAGACUAGCGAAGCGUCAGUUCAAGCUCCUGAAACCUUUUGUACAAAACCGUUAGAUCCCGACCUUUGCCGUCAGGUAACAAAACAAGAUGAUGCCGGCGAUCGAAUGGAAGAAGUCAUUUCGAGAAUAGGGCUCUUAUCAGUCGAGGAAAACAUAGAGGACAGUAACGACCGACUCGACUUUAACAACACAAUAGAAAGAAAACUUUUAACAGGUAUUGUAACCCGUAGAAAAGACUAUGAGGUUCCAGAUAAACAAACACUAAUUGACGAGACUUGCGAAGCUCUCGUCAAAGACAGCGUAGAAUCUGAAAUAGAUUUUGAUGAAUUGUUUGCAAGGCUGGAAAGAGAUGAGACAGAGAACGAGAGGGAUCGUGCAGUACCCCAAACGGUUAUGGAAAUAGAAACAAGCCAGUCACCUGAUAACCUUUGUGAAGUGAUAACACGAGACCAUGUUGGAGAGCGUUCUAUGGCUAUGGAACGAAUUACCAGUGAUUUGGAAGUUCAGACUUCGGACCAGUCUUCAGUCAGCGACGAGGAAAAAGAAAAAGAGUUAGAACCAGACAUAACCCUUCACUAUGAGAAUCCAACAUUACUGGCUCAAGGUGACAUAGAAGUUGUUGCUGAAAAUAUUGAAGCAGUCGAAAAACACCAUAAACCUGAAAGGACAGUGGACGUGGAGGAGCUCCAAGCUAACAUUGAUAGUCUGUUAAGAAAACACACGAGUGAAAGCGCAAUGGAGGAAGAAUCUUGUGAAGCUGUUGUUCGUGAUCAUAAUGCGGAACGGGCUCGAGGUUUUGAGGAAAUUGGGCUGAUUUCUGUCUUACCUGAUGAUACUUAUUCUGUUGAUGAACCAGCAGAGCCUCUUCGUUAUCACCCGGCACCUAAAUCAACGGUCAGGAAGCUACAUGAGGUAACAGAGAUCAUUGAUGCUGAAGUUCGACAAGAUGUUCGAAGUGAAAUAAACUUUGAGCAACUUUUUCUUUCUAUUGAUGAGAAUAAAGACGAUCGGUUCUAUGAAGAAAUGGAAGAUCAAUGUUUUGACUCAGUGCAGGACAAUAGUGAUACAGCACUACAAGAAGAGUUAUGUGAGGCUGUGUUCCGUGAUUAUGAUCAGGAACAUGCAAAAGAUUUACAUGAAGAAGGGUCAGAAAUUCAAAUGAUUCCUGUUCCUCCUGAGGACAAUGAAACGUUUCAUAAACCUGUAGAGCCUUUACCUUAUGAUCAAGCAUCCGUAACAUCGACAGACGAUCAGUCGUCUGAGGUGACUGAGGUUUUAACUGCCGAGGUUCGAAGACAUCUACGAAGUGAGAUCAAUGUUGAGGAGACGUUUUCUCACCUUAAAGAACAAACCGCUGAAUACGAUGACGAAAUUGCCGAAAAAACCUUACCAACUGUGGCAGAGAGUCCAUCGCGAGCCUCCUUAUACGUCGUGGAGGACACAGUAGUCGAUGAUGUGGAGCAUUGUUCCCCAUCAACGUCGGCGCAUAUUUCACACGAAACCGAAAGCGAUGUACCUACUAAAGAAAUCGUUGAGGUAAAUCAAUUAGCUGAGCCUAAACGGCAAGCUUCGCUAUACAAGGAAGAAGAGACAUUCGUAGUAGAUGUAACGGCUGAAGUUCCUUCCUCCCCUAAGCAUAUUGCUGGGGAGGGUGUUAAUCUUGAAAGGAUGGAGGUGGUUGGCAAAGAAAAAGAAAGGAAAGAAGAAAAAAGGGCUUCCUUGAUCGUAGAUGAUCGUGAACUCGUGACUAAUGUUAGAGAACUGACCGAAGAUGAAAAGCGGGCUUCUUUGUUUAUGGAAGAAGAAACGACCGUCAGUCGGGUAACGACAGGAGCUGCUGCAGCUAUGCAUGUAGCUCAUGAAAGGGUUAUUAAAGAGAGUAUGGAAGAAAUCAUCGAAGGAGAGUCUUACGAGUUGGAGAAAAAGUCCUCAAGGUUAAUGGAGGAAGAUUCAGUUAUCAACGAAGUAAUACAAGACACACCCUCCUCUCCAAAACAUAUCUUAGGGGAAAUUCAAACGGUCGAUUCCUUCGAAGACGUUUACGAAGGAAGCAUUGAGGAAAGACAACGCGCAUCACUAGUUGUGGAGGAAGCUGUCGCCUUUGACGAUCUGGCAGCCGGCACACCAUCUUCCCCAAAGCACAUCGCAGGGGAAAUCACCAACAGGGAAACCUUUGAAGAAACCGAAGAAGCACAAGAGUAUGAGAACAAAAGAGCUUCUAUAUUUGUUGAGGAAAAUAUCAGUCACGGUUAUGUUUCCCUUAAGGACUCAAGUAGAAACCACGUUGCAGCAGAAAUUUUAAACUCUGAACUCCUGGAGGUAGGAGAUGACGAGGACUCACCGGAGUCUGACUAUGGCGAACAUUUUGAGGAGUUUGAGAGAACUUGCGGUACUGGAACAUCUGUGGAGACCCCGAAAGCUAUAUACGUCGCUGGAGAGGUACAAAACAGAUACACCCAUGGUGGGGCUGCUGAAGAUAUUCUACAACUUGACGACAUUGUGAAAUAUGAAGAUUUCCAACACACAGUGACCACGUCCAUCCUCGCACAAAAGCCACAGCCACCGGUUCACAUAGCUGAAGAGCUUACAAAUAUAAUGCCAGAAGAGGAGUUAUCGGAAGAAGGGAAAACGGAGGAAGAAGUGUCUGCGGAAGAGAUUGAGAGGACGCAGUUUCAAACCACAACUAUUCUUUUAAAGUCACCGCAAUCGUUAUUAAGCAUUGCUGCUGCAGUGUUAGAGCAAAAUAUUGAGGCAUCUCAUCAGGAGGAACCAGAAGAAUUCACAAUGAAAACAGAGGUAACCCAACAGUACAGCGAAGAGGAACUUAAUGAAAUUAAAACUGCGGCGUCAGAAGACGUUUCUUCAAAUGCUUCUGUGGCGCAUGAAAUAAAAAGUUCACUGCAGCGAGAGAAAACGGUUAUAACGACGGUGACUUCAGAGCACUCGCCAGUUCUUUACGUAGAGAAUGAAGGUACGGGUGAUAUGGUCAGUGACAACACUAAAGUGCCUGUAAUUCUCAUAGAUCUUGCUGGCAAAAUUUCUGACGAGGAGGACGAUGAUGUUUAUCUCGACGAAGAGCGUCAAGAAACGGAUGCAGAAAACACGAAGGGAUACGAAACGGAAACAAACACUGCACAUCCUACGGAGGAGCAGUGCGUUGAGUCACAUGCGGCUGCUGAGUUUUGCGUAUCUGAGGUUGUUUUGGAGGAUAGCUUAAUAAUAAAGAAAGAAGAAUUUGUGAAGCCCUUUGAAGAAAGCGAGGAAGGCUCUGUUUCAGAACUGUUGUCAGAGAGUUCGUCUUCGCCACUUCAUGUAUCCAGUGAACUAAAAGAUUUUCAAGAUUUCGAAACAAUCAACGAAGAAUAUGGCAGCGAAAGAUACCACGCUAUGAGUUAUGAGGAAGGUGAUUAUGUUUCGGAGAUCACAAUAACUAAAGGUUUACCGCCACUUUUCAUAACCGAAGAACUUUCACAAGAUGCGUAUAAGGAAAAUAUUUUAAAGGAAGAAUCAACAGUCAUAGAAACAGCUCGAGAGUACGGUGAAGUCGAGGACGCUUUACCGACACAAACCAGCGUUGGCACCUCUCAGUCGCCGCUGCAAACAACUACAGACGUAUUAGACUCAAAAUGUACUGAAGUUGUCAAAAAAGAAGAAGACGAACCUGACGGAGGAGAGUUUGCCGACAAAUUUAUAGACACGGGAGGAAUUAAUGAGAAAAUGACAAACAGUCAAUCUGAUUUAAGUACUCUACGUGAACGUGUUGAUGCGACUGGUACAGAAACUGCAGAGGAUGAAACUGAUAAUGCUCAGAAACUCGGUGGACAAGAAGUCGUCUCACUACCUGCCGAACAGGAACAAGUUGUUCAUAGGGAGGAAAUAUUACAAGAGGUCUGGGAGGUAGAGGUUACGAAAGGUAGCCAACACGUCGAAACAUUUCGGGAGAAACACAAGAAGGGGCAAAUGCAAAGGUCAGUAGAGAAAUCUAGUUACUUGGAGUUAGAAAGUAAAGAGAGCCACAGUGUCAGCCAAACUCAACGCGGUGAAAUUGUGCUCGUCGGUGAACAAGGAGAGCAAAUGGAAGUUUCGCAUAAGAUGGAAACGAAGGUCGAAGUUACGUCAACAAGAACUGUACAGUAUUCGUCCUCGACCACUUUAGCCUCUGGGGGAGAAGUCACGACGAAAGAAACUAAACAUCACUCAAAGACCAACGGAGCGCGUAUCUCCCGUGAAGAAGUUAAGAAAAUCGAGGAAGUAUCUUUUACAGAGAAACAAGGAACAAGACAGCAGAGACUGUGGAUAAAGGGAAAGAUGGAAAAUCCCUUGGAAACCAACGGUGAACUAAGCGAAAGUAUUUUAGAAAGGGAGACAAAAGAUCAGGAAUCAGAAAGAUUUGAACGAGAGCUGUCGCAGGAGGAGACAGAAGUCCGCCUUAUGAAAAGUGAGGUCUUGGAAUACAAGUCAGUAGAACUUAAAGCUCAGUUAGGUAAUCCCCGAAUAACUGUGGAACAGGAGACUACUUUAGUAAGGGCCUUUGUCGUUCCGACACCUGCUAGUGAAGGACAUGAGCAGACGUUAAUGCGAGAGGAUAGCAUUACAGCAAUCUUAAAAGAUGACGAAGUCUCCCUUGAAAAGGAGUCAGAAGGUGAAAAGUUUGAGGAGGAAAUUGAUAUAAUGCGAGUGGAUGAAGCAUUAUCAGAACAAGAAUUUCGAGGAGAGGGAGCAGAUAAAGGAGAUCGUCUCAAAUCACGAUCCUCAAAGGGGGUCUCAGUGGAUGCAAUGGGAAAAUUGGAAGAACGCGAGAGUCCAAUCCACAGAAGUGAUCAAAAAAAUGUUCCUUACGAAGGGGAAACUGGGAUUUGCGACGAAGAUCCUUUAUACGAGGAAGAAUGUGAAGUAAGAAGAGUAGACGAAGAGUUGGGUAAAUCUGACGAUGGAGUGGUAGGAAUUCACGCUUGUGAAGAAGUUGAAGUUACAGCCUUAAGGAAAGAAAAGGCUCUGACUACAGAAGCUUCGGAGUCACCUGGGGAGAUGAAACUCAGAGUACAGUCACCUGUGUUCGAAGAGGAGCUGGAAAUAUCGGCGCUUCCUGCGGAGGAUAGGUCAUAUCAAGAAGAUCAACAACAGAGAGAUAAAGAUGUCGAGCAGAGGGAGUUGCUUGAAGAAGAGGUAGAAGUAUCGGCGAUCACAAGUCAGGAAGAGUCACCCGUCUUAGAAGUAGAACUUGAGGUAGAACAUGUCGAAAAACAGAAAACUGAGGAAGACGUACGAAGCAAGGAAGUUGCAUUAUUUGAAGAAGAAUUAGAGUUAUCUACUGUUCCAAAUGAGGAAGAACAAAUUAAAACACAGGACAGUGAUGAAGAAAAAACGAUAGAACGCACAGUGAUACUAGAAGAAGAUCACCCCAUAGGUAUAGAAGAACGCGAUGGAGAGAUAGUUGAAAAUGCAGAACAUGUGGGUGCCGACAGCAUGAGAACAGAAGAUCAAACGGACAAGGAAAGUGCUAACCACUCAAAAAUACCUGAUCUGUCUACACAAAGGGAACCGUUAGACUUGAGCCAAGUUGAUUUGUACGAAGAAGACGAGGGUGGCCUUGAAACACGCUACUACGUGGAACUGUCAUCAAGUGAAAGCUUGGAACCACAUUAUGAAGAGAUGGAAGACCAAACAUGUUACACUAAAAAGUACGUGCGUCAGGGAGAUCCCUUGGAAGAAAAUCUGGAAGAGUUUAUACUAGUGAAGUACGGUGAUGAAUUUGAAUCUUCUGGGGAAGAAGACAUCUCUGACCAUCGAGAGAUUUACGUAAUUCCCGAAGAAGAAAACGACGUUGAAAAUCGUGAUGUAGAAUCCGCUAGAGGUAACAAGGUGAACAUCAAAGAUCCCAAGCCAGAGAGUUUUUUCCGGGAAGGGUCUGAGAACACUGGCUUGGAGGAAAUUCGAGAAUCCCCAGAAUUUGAGAUGGACGAUUCAGAUGAGUUAGACGAAGAAGAACAGCGACAGUUGGAAGAGUACGAGAGGCUGGAGUCAUUUGUCAUUUUAGAAGAGAAGUUGAGCCAGGUAGAAUCUGAUGAUGACGAAAUUGCUGAUUUGGAAGAGGAAGUAGGAGACGAAAAUGUUUUUCAUUCAGAUGUGCAUUCUAGCAGCGAAGAAACGUUACAUGAAGAUGAACUAGCUCAGACAAUGAUAGCGUCUUCAAUUCAACAGGCAUCUGCUUUCACCGAACCUGAGUAUAAACAACAAGAAACAUCACAUGAUGACGGCUUUACCGAAACGCAAGAACAGAUUAGUACAGAAAAGGAAGAGCAAUCCGUAGAACGUUUUCCCUCAAGAAAAGAUCCUAGGACAGGUGAACAAUUUAAAGCUGCGGAUGACACAUCGGUUGAGGUUGCCCACAGUAAAUCUCCCACAAACGAGGAAGCAAGGGGCGAAAGUUUAUCUGAAGACCAACAAGACCAAAAAGGACAUUCCGAAUUGAGUAGGGCAAAAGAGGAGAAAACGGAACAACAACUAAGUAGUGACUCGUCUGGUGAGCAAAGUGUAUCGAGUGAAGGAUCCUUAUCCGCUACACCUUCAGUUGACCUGGAAGGUGAGCUUGCUUAAAUAAGUUUCUUGUUAACUUACGAUAGUCGUAUUGUCUAAACGUUUUGCCCUCUAUUCUCCAUUUCUUCAGGUUUAGACAACUUCGAACAAGACUGCCUCUUACAACACAACAUGUACCGUCGACAACACCGAGUGAAACCGCUCAAGUGGUCAGAAGAACUGGCCGAGGGGGCCAAAAGGUGGUCAGAGCAUUUGGCUUCCCUUAAUGCCUUGGAGAGCUUCGAGGGGAAAGACGUAGGAGAAAAUCUGAUGAGCGCUGAGGGCAAGGAGCUCAGUGCUUUAGAAGCUGUAGAUAUGUGGUAUAAAGAAGUAGAAGACUAUAAUUUUGAAGACCCUGCUUUUAAUGCCAAAUGUGGACGCUUUACGCAGGUCGUUUGGGCGUCUUCUCGAGAGUUUGGCGCGGCAAGGUGUCUUGCCAGUGAUGGAACGCAGUAUAUUGUUGCGCGUUAUAAACCUGCAGGAAAUAUCCUGGGGGAGUUUAAGGAAAACGUUAAACUACCAAGAGAUCCCUCAAGUCGAUUGAAAAGACGAAGAUCGAGUGCCAGGAGACGGUCAAGGUCGGGAAUGCCUUCCACACCAGCAGAAAAAGGUACGUUUAACGUGGAGUAAGGCAAGGUCAAAACAUUGACGAUUGAUAACGUCAAGUCGAUAUUGCGCAAGCCGAUACCGUCAAAUCCCGACAGGAAUUCCAGGGGUUUAUACGUUUUCAAGGUCUGUAGGGGCUUAAAAAAUAUAAGGGAAAUUAGCCUUCCAAAGUCGACUAGGCUUAUAAUUAGGGGGAAGUUUGUGACAGGAAAUUGCCCAUUCCGUUACUAUUUGCAAUAUUUUUCCUUUUCAGGCGUGUUGAAUACUUUGUACUCCUUUAAAAUGAACGGCUGAAAGAGUACCGUAAAAUUCCGAAACUGACCUCUCCGAAUACAAGCCCCAAAUUUGAAAAGCACCAAAAAUUCCUGUAAUGAAGCUUUGCUUAGUUUAGCCCUCUGGGAUUUGAUAAUUAAUCCCGAUACAUUUCGGAACUGAUACUCUUUCCCAGGUCUUAACGAUGUGUUAUGUGAAGUACCACUUCAUCGCUUUUACUGUAUUAUAAGACUAUUACGAAUUAAGUACUUGUUUCGAGAACGGAUUAUAUUUAGUGCGAAACUUAUUUUGCUUGCUUGUGCAUCUCUAAUCAUUCGAUGAAUUUUCAAUUGAUCUUUUAAUCUCUUUGAUACACAGAAAAGUUCAAAACAGAGUGCGUCAUUUCGCACAAUUACUACCGUACAUUUCACAACGCACCGGCUCUUCACUGGUCCCCUCUCCUGGCUGCAGAGGCACAGAAUUAUGCCGAACGCCUGGCUAAAACGGAUUCCUUGACCCACAGCGGACAAAAAGACCGUGGGGAGAACCUGGCUUACACGUGGGAUAGUCCUCUCUCCGCACGGGCGGCAAUUGACAUGUGGUACGAUGAAGUGCAAGACUAUGACUUUGACAGCCCUGGCUUCAGUUCUGACACAGGGAAUUUUACACAGUUAGUCUGGGUGGGAACGGAGGAGUUCGGGAUGGGAAUGGCUGUAGCCCCUGACGGAAGAAAUAUAGUGGUCGGAAAGUACUUCCCGCCCGGCAACAUUGUUGGACAGUUCAAAGAAAAUGUUAGAUCAAGAGAAAUAGAGGGCAUUCCAUGA
This is a messenger RNA of Porites evermanni, 21733 nucleotides long. NCBI's taxonomy places the organism in Eukaryota, Metazoa, Cnidaria, Anthozoa, Scleractinia, Poritidae. The record is from the annotation of a GenBank genome assembly.